Messenger RNA from Homalodisca vitripennis (glassy-winged sharpshooter), 1549 nucleotides. RefSeq lists its product as uncharacterized. Bases 72 to 1175 code for a protein of 367 amino acids. NCBI's taxonomy places the organism in Eukaryota, Metazoa, Arthropoda, Insecta, Hemiptera, Cicadellidae. The transcript is spliced from 6 exons. Gene Ontology annotation, molecular function: hydrolase activity, hydrolyzing N-glycosyl compounds. The record is from RefSeq and is a predicted model, not a curated record.
CGUGCAGCACUGUGGGCCAAGUGUAGUAUAGGUUAGGUUAGUCGCGUCACUGCCACUGCCAUUUCGUCACCAUGGUGUUGGACACUGCUCACCGCAUUACGUUUACUAGACAGUCUAGCAGCCGGCUUGUGUGUAGCCUGGUAUUAGUGCUGGGGGUCAUCGCUGUCACUUCCAGCACGACAUGGAUGGUGUUGAGUUUAGCUGGUGUAGGGGUCGGUGCCGCUUCAAACCAGCAGACCGUCAUUAUAGAUACCGACCCAGGGAUUGAUGACGCUGUGGCUAUCUUCACUGCCCUCGGCGACCCUAAUAUCAAGGUCAUGGCCAUCACCUGCGCCCGGGGUAACGCCGAUGUUCAUCAGGUUGUCGUAAACACUCUGAAGCUGCUCAGUGUAUCUAUGAAUACGAAUAUCCCAGUAUAUACAGGAAGUAAUUCUGGUCUCAUUGACUCACCCCAUAGUGAUGAAUAUUUCGGGAAGGAUGGGCUCGGAGAUGUGCCGUAUUCCAAUCCUCCUUCAGCAUCCAAUGCUCAGAAAGAACACGCUGCCUCAUUUCUUGCUCGAACUGUCAGUGAAUAUCCAGGGGAAAUAACAGUAAUAUGCCUUGGCCCUUUGACCAAUAUAGCACUGGCUAUCAACCUAAACCCUCAGUUCCUACUGCAAGCUCGCAGAGUGGUCAUUCUAGGAGGGAGCAUUAAAGGUCAAGGAAAUGCAGCUCCAGGAGUAGAGUUUAAUUUCUACAUGGAUCCUGAUGCUGCUUCCAUUGUAUUGAACAGAGCUUCAGUCUCAGGAGCGCCGGUCACUCUGUUGCCCAUGGAGACCGUUAUUGAGAAUGAACUUACUCAGUUCUGGAGGUGGAAUGUGUUAGCGAAGCUGAAUAACUUAGUGGUGAGCUUCAUGAACAAAAUGGAAACUUCCCAACUCUCGAGGCACCCUUCAAAAGUAUACACUCCCUACGAUUCGUACGCUGUUGCCGUGGUCCUCUGCCCGGGCUUUGUAACACACUCCCAGCAAUUGUAUGGGUUUGUAGAGAACCGCAGUGAAAGGACUAGAGGUGCUUUAGUCUUAGACUACAUGAACCUGACGAGCAGUCCAGCAAAUAUACAAGUGGUGACAGAAGUGAACACGACAUUGAUGAAAACCUGGAUGUAUGCAGAUUUAUCCAAUUUCAAAAGAUGAAAUUUCAGUCCAUUGAGGGACCAAGUAUUAAUUCAUCAGUAUUAAAAAUUCUAUCCCUUGUGAUAGCAAGCAUAUCUGUUGUUUAAAUUGUUUUGUAAUGUCUGUGACAAUGCAUAAUUUUUAAGACAUUUUUUAUAUUUCCCAACAAUGUUUAUUAGUGUGGUACUUAUGUGUUAAAAAGGAUUCACUAAGAAGAUAUACUAGGAGUAUUAAGCUGUAACAGCCUUGAGUAGCCAUAUGGACAAGGCAAUGUAUACAGUACAGUAUUAACAAUGGGUGUGACAUUCACACUUAAAAAAACAGGCUGAUGGUGGUUAAUUAACCUACCUCCGGUCUUUCAACUAGCAUAUAUUACAUCAACUAUGUAAACUUUU